Messenger RNA from Maniola jurtina (meadow brown), 947 nucleotides. Its product is annotated as pancreatic triacylglycerol lipase-like. The coding region runs from base 1 to 900 and encodes 299 amino acids. The transcript has 6 exons. The record is from RefSeq and is a predicted model, not a curated record. Gene Ontology annotation, molecular function: lipase activity. Lineage: Eukaryota; Metazoa; Arthropoda; Insecta; Lepidoptera; Nymphalidae.
AUGUGUGCAAUGUUUAAAUUAGCACUUGUGAUGUGUGUUUUUGUGACAGCACACGGCUUCAAUUUGGGCCCUACUCAAAUAGUGUUCCAUUUAUUUACAAGGCAAAAUCCUACACAAAGUGAACCGCUACUUCCUACACAGGCGUCAAUCUUGGCAUCAACGUUCGACUACGAUCGGCGCACUGUCAUAACAAUCCACAGUUAUAAAGAUAGCGUUGCUGGAAACUUCAAUGCUCAUCUCGUUCCUGCGUAUCUGGCCGUGGAAGACUUAAACGUGCUCGCCGUUGACUGGACGCCUGGUGCAAGCAACUACGUCCAAGGCCUCUCCAACGUGCCCCAAGUGGGCGCAGUUAUCGCACAGUUCGUGAAUCUCCUGGCCGACUUCGGUUACAACACCGCUAACAUCCGCAUCGUUGGCGUUGGUCUCGGCGGUCACGCUGCCGGUGUCGCCGCCAGGAGGACUACUGGAACUAUACCUCAUAUUAUUGCUCUCGAUCCCUCUUUGCACGGCUGGACUUACAGCGAACACAAGCUGACCAAAAAUGACGCUCAGCUUGUAGAAGUCAUCCACACCACCGCUGGUCAUUACGGCUAUGACGAGCCUCUUGGUGACAUUGACUUCUAUCCCAACGGUGGUUCCUGGCAAACCGGCUGUGGUGGCGUUGUUUCCUGCUCUCAUACCUACGCCUUCGUGUUUUAUGCAGAGUCACUUCGCGCGGAAAUUCCUAGUGCUAAUGCACCGAGAUUUAUUGGUACUGCGUGCAACUCUUUGGAAGAGGCUACUAGUUUGGUUUGUGAUGGUGCACGCGAUGCCGUCUUUGGAGGAAAUCUAGAAAAAUCUAAUGUAAGCGGAAUCUACUCGUUCGUUACUAACAUCACACCACCAUUUGCCAGAGACUAAAUGAAGAGGAUAUCUAUUUUAAAAAGUUAAUUCUUUUAUUGAACCAA